AUGGCAGAUCAGUAUUUUCAACCAUUAGUCAAAACUCUGGAUGAUCUUAUUAAUUUCUUGAAAAAUGAAGUGGACUCUUUGAAUAAAGAGAAAGAACUUAUAUCGAAAGAUUCUCAGUUGCUUAAAGACAUUCGCAGAAAUUUUUUCAAAGACAUCAGAGCAGUCAUAUGGCUAUGCCAGGAAGAAUUCGAAAAAUAUUUAAGUAUCGUCUCUUAUGAUAUAGAAAAUUUUGAAUUCCGAUUGAAAAUUUUUUCUCAAGACGAAAGCAAGCAAGAUGAAAUUGAAUCUGAAGAAAGUAUAAUUGAGAUUGUUUCAAGCAUUGAGUCUAUGAAUGUUGAACCUGAUAUUUCUGGAAGUGAUAAAGAACAGACAUCUGUAAUAAAAUCUACUAGUUCGAUUUUAGACGAUGCAUUAAAAUGGAGAGAUGAGUUGGUCACGUCGAUCAAAAAUGAUGUAAAACUUCUAGUUAAACUUCAAAAACAAGCUCUGCAGAUUGUUUCUACUUGUACAACAAACUUCUUCUGGUCUUCGGAGAAACGAAAAAAUGAGAACGAGAAAAUUGACAACAUUAUGAAUCAAAUAACGGAAUCCAGAAAUGAGCUGUUCUCCUUAUGUAGUCAAUCCUUGGAAAUAGAAUUUAAACAAAGAGAAGAAGAAGUUAAAAAUUUAAACUCUGAACUGUCCUAUUUACAACACAUUGGAAACAUAGAUAAUCUUAAAGUGAUUGAAGCCAAAAAUCUUAUGAUUCAUGGUAUUGAAGACCGAAACCUCGAAAUUCAGCAAAUGAAAAACACUUGCAAUGCUUGGAAAACGGAAAGUGAGCUCUUUCCUAUUGUUGCUACCUUUAUUGAUCAAAUGACAAACUCGCUAGAGAAAAGAAAAAGUGAAAUUCAACUUUUAAUAGAAGUUUUGGAACUUAUCGAAAGCGAAGGCGAUAUGAUUACUUUAUUUUAUUCUCCGGUUUUACAAGAACUUCUACAGAAAAACAAUACUGCCACUGAAAGAGUAGAACCUCAAAUUCUUCUUAUGAAAGAAAUCAAAAAUGAUGUGGAUAUUCAGUGCUCUAGAAUAACUAGUGCUUGUGAAAAACUCUAUUGCUCUUUGCUAGAAACAUUUAAAAUUGAAAUGGAGGCAAUAUGUUAUGAUAUCGAGAAACUUAGAAGGCAUCAUCAUGUUCCUGUCGAAAUCAUUGACUCCCACGUAAAUAUGCUGAGUCUGAUGCAAAUAAUUAUCUAUCUUAAUCCAAAAAUAAUAUAA
This is a messenger RNA of Parasteatoda tepidariorum (common house spider), 1257 nucleotides long. The record is from RefSeq and is a predicted model, not a curated record. Lineage: Eukaryota; Metazoa; Arthropoda; Arachnida; Araneae; Theridiidae.